AUGAAUUACGACAAAUUAACCACCGAACAUAAUCCGAAAUUCAUAGAAAAUGUAACGCUGAAAUUAAUCAACUAUAAUAAACAUAAUGCCAUAAAUGGUUCAUUUUCCCUUGCCGAAGAUGUGCAGGAGUUCGAAAUAUCAAAUCGGAUUCUAUCGCGUAGACGUAAUGGCAAACAGUGGCAGAUGUAUAAUAUAACCAUAAAUGGAUGUGCUAUGUUGGAUAAUUCGUUGGGUAAAAGUAAUCCCAUAUUUGAUAUUGUCAUGAAAGAAAUUCGUAAGUGUGUAAUAAAUCUACCCAAACGAUGUCCAUUGAAGAAGGGUACUGUAAUUUCAAUAUUAAAUUUACACUACAAUGAGGAUAUGUUUCCACCCUAUUUACCCAGCGGAACGUUUGACAGUGUGUAUAUGUUAACGACCCGAAAUACAGUAGGAUUGAAAAUAUUGACAACUUCUUAUAUUGAAGCCAGGAAUAGUGAAAAACAUCGCAGGAGGAAAUUGAAAUAA
Messenger RNA from Musca vetustissima, 504 nucleotides. RefSeq lists its product as uncharacterized. Bases 1 to 504 code for a protein of 167 amino acids. NCBI's taxonomy places the organism in Eukaryota, Metazoa, Arthropoda, Insecta, Diptera, Muscidae. The transcript is spliced from 2 exons. The record is from RefSeq and is a predicted model, not a curated record.